Molecule: messenger RNA, 3493 nt
Organism: Felis catus (domestic cat)
Lineage: Eukaryota; Metazoa; Chordata; Mammalia; Carnivora; Felidae
Product: sialic acid-binding Ig-like lectin 8
Exons: 5
Biological process (GO): cell adhesion
Cellular component (GO): plasma membrane
Molecular function (GO): sialic acid binding
Source: RefSeq, a predicted model, not a curated record
AUGCUUCUGCUGCUAUUGGCCCUGCUCUGGGGGAGGGAGGGGGCCGAGGGCCAGAGGGGGGCCGGGAGGGGGCCACAGGGGGAUUAUUGGCUGCAAGUGCAGGACGCAAAGGGGCAGGAGGGCCUGUGUGUGUGAGUGCCCUGCAGAUGCUUCUAUCCCCAGAAAGGCUGGUCUGAGUCUACCCCAGCUCUUGGCUACUGGUUCCGGAAAGGGGCCGGUGUACAACAGGAUGUUCUAGUGGCCACAAACAACCCAGAUGGAAAAGUGUGGCAGGAGUCCCAGGGCCGAUUCCGCCUCCUCGGAAACCCCCAGGACUACGACUGCUCCCUGGACAUCAGAGAUGUACGGAGAGGGGACUCGGGGACAUACGUCUUUAGGGUGGAGAGGGGGCCUUCUGUGAGAUAUACUUACACACGGGACCAGCUCUCCGUGCGUGUGACAGCCCUGACCCAGACACCUGACAUCCUUAUCUCGGGGACCCUGGAGUCUGGACGCCCCAGUAACCUGACCUGCUCUGUGCCCUGGGCCUGUGCGUGGGGCACGCCCCCCAUCUUCUCCUGGACGUCAGCGGCCCUCGCUUCUCUGGGCCCCAAGACCCACCUCUCCUCUGUGCUCACCCUCACCCCACGGCUGCAAGACCACGGCACCGACCUCACCUGUCAGGUGACCUUGCCUGGGACCGGAGUGACCACAAUGAGGACCAUUCACCUCAACGUGUCCUAUUCUCCGUGGAACUUGACCGUCACUGUCUUCCAAGAAAACGGCACAGGUGUGUAACGUCACGAUUGGAUAUUUGUAUAUGUUGCAAAAUGAUUGCCUUGGGCUCCGAGCUGUCAGCUCAGAGCCAGAUGUGGGGCUCGAACGCACAAACUUCGAGAUCAUGACCUGAACCCAAGUCAGUGGCUUAACCAACUGAGCCGCCCAGGUGCCACCCCCCCACACACACCACUUUGAGUUUGGAAAAAUAAACUGUCUGCCUUUCCUCCUGUGGUGUCCUCUCUGAAGCCCCUCCUCUAUCCCACACUCCUUAGCACCGAUUCGGUAGGUCCUCUUAGAUGUUCUUUGGACGUGUUCUGUCCUUGGUUGUCUUUGCACUCUCUGUUCCUCCUUCUUGCCGUGCCCUUCCCAGCCCUGUCAUCAUUUUGCCGCCCCUGCUUGCCUCUCGCACUUGACUUCAGAAGCUGCCUCCUCCAGGAGGCCCUCCUGGAUCUGCCAGUCUCAUUUACAUUGCCAGCUCCAAGGCUGCCCAGCCCAGCGUCCCCACCACCUCAACAUGAGUCAGGUGGUGUUGGGAGCUCCUGUUCCUGGGUCCUUGUUCCCCACCAGACCAUGAGUUUCUACGAGUAAGACCCCUUGGGGUACCCCUUGGGGUACGGUUCGUGAGUUCAAGCCUCGCGUCGGGCUCGGUGCUGACAGCUCAGAGCCUGGAGCCCGCUUCAGAUUCUGUGUCUCCCUCUCUCUCGCUGCCCCUCCCCCCACCUCGUGCUCUGUCUCUCUCUGUCUCUCAAAACUAAAUAAAUGUAAAAAAAAAAAUUUAAGACUAAGUCCCCUUGGAGAUGACUUGUUAAGUCAGUAAACAGGUAUCAAGUGGAAAUCCGAAGAAAGGACAGAGUUUGCUGGGUCGGUGUGGGUCCUGAUGGAAGGAUGCGGCAUUUAGGGCAGGAAUGACCACGUGCACGGGUGUCCUGAAGGCCCAGGACCCUCUGUCUGUGCUUCCUGGGGCCUGAAUCCGGCCAGACAGAGUCCAUCAGGGCAGAGAUAAAGCUAUGUCAGAGGUAAAGUGCAGAGAAAGAAGGGGCCUGAGCAGCCUCUGGGCUUAUGCUCAGUGCCUCUCCCUGGAUCCCUCUCCCAAAGGGAGACGCCCAGAGUCUCGAUCUCAGUCCAUGUCUGUGUGUCUGAGUCUGCCCCUCUCUGCUGGUGUCCACCUGUAUCAAUUUCUUUGUCUCUCUGACCCUCAGUCUCUUUUUCUCCGCCACCACAGCCCUUGGAGAAUGGCUCAUCUCUUUCAGUCCUGGAGGACCAGUCCCUGCCCCUGGUCUGUGUCAACAGCAACCCCCCCAGUCAGGCUGAGCUGGGCCCCGGGGAGCUGACCCUGUGCUCCUCAAAGCCCUGGAACCCUGGGGUGCUGGAGCUGCCUCGGGCACAGGAGAGAGAUGAAGGGGAAUACACCUGCUGAGCUCGGAGUGCGGUGGGCUCCCAGCACGCCUCCCUGAGCCUCUCUCUUCAGGGUGAGUGUCCAGGGGCUGCACAGUGGACCCUAAUCCCUCAAUGCCAUUUGGCUCACUGGUCCCCGAGCAGGCAGCCCCAGAGCCCGUUGUCCAGCUGCCGGAAGGCCAGGGCAUGGGGUAGCGUGCGGCUCAGGAACAUGGGGUGCCACAGCGGUGACGCAGGGGGGCCUGGGGGACCGAUGUCCAGAGACCAGCCGGGAGCAGAGGACACGGUGUAGCAGUCAAGCACAUGAAUCCACGAAUCCAUCGUCCUUCGCCUCAUCGUCCUCGUGACCAGACCGAAAGGCCCCGGUGUCUUCUCUCAGACUGAGAUUCCUCAGGAAGGAGAAGCCAGGCCUGCAGGGGGCGUGGAGGAGGCCAACACCACCCCCAGUUAAUCCCUCAGGUGAGUGACGUGGGCAGCUCACCACCCAACAUCCCACCAUCACCUCCUCCAGGAUGGCCCCAGGAUUGCUUCACUCAGCACGGCCGAGGUUGAGCUGCCACGUUCCUCUUGAACCUUCUUCUUUGCUGGGAUUCCCUCACAUGGCUGGCAUGGUCUCAUCUCUAAGGCCAGAACCGGGGGUGUGGUUCUCCACCAUGACCUCCCUCUGUUCUGCCUGGUUCACUACAUCACCUGGUCUUGUCCAUCCUUCCUCUAAGCUCAUCCUAGCUCCCGUCUCCUCCUCAUCCUGACCCUGCUUGUUCCUGCGGCCUCCUCUUUUCCCCGGGCCUCUAACGCACCUGUCUCUUGCCUCCCCCUCCGUCCUCAACACUGAGUCUCGGGACACCAUUAUCAUCCACUUUCUCCACAGUAUGAAGACCUAGGAUUCCUCUCCACAGUCCAAACUGAGGGGCAAACAGGCUAGAUUUGAAGACCUGAUGUGGUCUCUUUCCCACUGAACUCUCCGCCCAGGUCCCUACCUCUCCCUGCAUCUUACAACGUCUCCACACCCAGCCGGGUUAGGGUUUUCCUGACUCUGAGAUUUUGCCUAUGCUGUUCCUUCUCCUGAAAUGCCAUUCCCUCCCCAUUCCUGCCUCUCCAAGUCCUAAUUACGUUCAGGAUCAGUCUUAAAUGCCACUCACCUGUGUGUGUGUGUGUGUGUGUGUGUGUGCACAUACGUGCGCACCUGUGUGCAUAUGUGUGGUUGUAUGGUUUUGAUUGGAAGAGUGAUAGCCAGUCAUUUACUCAUAGACUUAUUUUUUAAAAAUAUUUGUUUCUUUUUUUUUUUAAGUUUAUUUACUUAUUUAUUUUGAGAGACAGAGGGAGAGAGCACAAGCAGGGG